AUGAGCUUUCCAUGUGCCUCUGCUACUUCAUUAGAUCUCAGUGAGCCGCUCUGUGUCCUGGAUGACCAUGCACUCCCACUCUUCUGCUGUGCCUGGCGUGAGCAGCUGUAUAAAAUGCUGGUGAAGCAGAGAUGUUUGGUUGAGGGGAGAUGUGAACUGGGGACUAGCAUUAUGAGAACAGGGGAAGAAAAGCCAAACACCGAGUUAGAGGAGCUGCUCUUCCAAGGCAGGGAGAUGGAGGAUCACAACACGUUUAUUGUGGACUUACCAAGUGGACUUGGAGAACAAUCAGAACUGAGGAUUGAGGAAGAUUCCUCAGUUCAGCUUCCUACAGCAGACACCUUUGCCCUGACGUCAAAUGUCCUCAGCUUUCGGCUCUCUUGUGCUCCAGGAGACAGAUGCUUGACAGUGUAUCCUGAAAACACGACUGAAAACACUUUGAAAAUAAAAGAGGAAGAGGCGCAGGAUGAUGGAGGAUUUCUACAGAAGUAUUAUUCCAAUGGCAUGAAAUUUCUCACCCUGUUCCCUGACAGCUCUGCUCAGGUCUUUUAUCCCUCAGGCCUCUUGGCUCUUGUUAUCGUGGUCACCAAAGAGAGUGGAAGGGUCUGCAUCGUGUAUGAUGACAGCCAUGCACCCAACCGACCAAUCAGAGCCAUGUUCCAGUCUGAUGGCAGGGCGACAUGUUACUACAGCAAUGGAAACAUAUGGCUGACCUUAGACAGAUCAGGCGGUCAGUGUUUGGAUGAGACAGGUGUAAGAGUACGUCGGUGGAGCUGGAGCAAUCUGAACCUUUCUCCCACUCCUCUGCUUCCUGUCUUCCUGUCCCUCAAUAAAACUGUUGGGGUCCGAGUCCUUGGCAAGGAACAAGUAUUUGUCUCGUUCCUGGCAAGAGGUCAACAGGCAAAGUUCAGUGUGGGCACCUGCUGUUCUCAGUGUAAAUGUACAAGUGAUAGGCCUACUGUGGGAAAAUCAAUAUUGAAAGAAGAGGUCUUAGUGCUGGCAGCCAGGAUUAAAAUCCACAUGGCCAUUCAGGAUCUUCACCAGCGCCUGACAGCGCACUCACAUCCCCAGCUGCUGAAGACCACACUGGCCCCCAGCCUCCAUGUUUUUGCCCAAAAACUUCUGAAAAUCAGUGCUAAUGUGAUGAUGACUGAGAGUGACAAGGCUUUUAUCCAUAAGUGCCUUCAGGAUUAUGUCUGA
This is a messenger RNA of Scomber scombrus (Atlantic mackerel), 1200 nucleotides long. RefSeq names its product glutamate-rich protein 6B. The coding region runs from base 1 to 1200 and encodes 399 amino acids. Lineage: Eukaryota; Metazoa; Chordata; Actinopteri; Scombriformes; Scombridae. The record is from RefSeq and is a predicted model, not a curated record. The transcript has 9 exons.